Messenger RNA from Cottoperca gobio, 2542 nucleotides. It is a transcript of the gene atp2c1, whose product is annotated as ATPase secretory pathway Ca2+ transporting 1. Gene Ontology annotation, molecular function: ATP hydrolysis activity; P-type calcium transporter activity; ATP binding. The transcript has 25 exons. The record is from RefSeq and is a predicted model, not a curated record. NCBI's taxonomy places the organism in Eukaryota, Metazoa, Chordata, Actinopteri, Perciformes, Bovichtidae. Gene Ontology annotation, biological process: calcium ion transport. The coding region runs from base 70 to 2490 and encodes 806 amino acids. Gene Ontology annotation, cellular component: membrane.
AGCGGUUCACUGACAUGGUGGACUCUGUUCUGUCAGAAGAAAUCGCUCCGCGGUGGGAUUUCACGGAAGAUGCUGAAGAAACGGGAGCUGUUGCUUUCCGAGAGACAACAAUUCAGUGAAGAUGAGACGAUGGUCCCGGUACUAACCUCCAGAAAAGCCAGCGAACUCCCCGUCAACGAAGUAGUGUGUGUCCUGCAGGCCGACCUGCAGCUGGGUCUGAUCGAGGAGGAGGUGAGCCGGCGCAGAGCGUACCACGGCUGGAAUGAGUUCGACAUCAGUGAAGAGGAGCCGCUAUGGAGGAAAUACAUCUCGCAGUUCAAAGAUCCUCUCAUCCUGUUGCUGUUGGCGUCGGCCGUUAUCAGCGUGCUCAUGCGGCAGUUCGAUGACGCCAUCAGCAUCACUGUGGCCAUCAUCAUAGUUGUGACCGUUGCUUUUGUCCAGGAGUACCGCUCGGAGAAAUCUCUAGAAGAACUCGGGAAGCUGGUGCCUCCAGAAUGUCACUGUAUCAGGGAGGGGAACCUGGAGCACCUGCUGGCCAGGGAGCUCGUACCUGGAGACACCGUCUGUCUGUCGGUGGGGGAGAGGGUCCCAGCGGACCUCCGCCUCGUCGAGGCCACAGACCUGUGUGUGGAUGAGUCCAGUCUGACGGGGGAGACGAGCCCCUGCUCCAAGUCCACCUACCACCAGCCUGCGUCCUCCAACGGAGACAUCGCCUCCCGCAGCAACAUCGCCUUCAUGGGGACGCUGGUGCGCUGCGGCAGAGCCAAGGGCAUCGUCAUCGGGACCGGAGAGAACUCAGAGUUUGGGGAAGUGUUCAAGAUGAUGCAAGCAGAAGAGGCUCCUAAGACGCCGUUGCAGAAGAGCAUGGACCUGCUGGGGAAGCAGCUCUCGCUCUACUCCUUUGGCAUCAUAGGGGUCAUCAUGCUGGUGGGCUGGCUGCAGGGGAAGAGGAUCCUGGACAUGUUCACCAUCGGUGUGAGUCUGGCGGUAGCGGCCAUCCCGGAGGGUUUGCCCAUCGUGGUGACGGUGACGCUGGCGCUCGGUGUAAUGCGCAUGGUGAAGAAACGAGCCAUCAUUAAAAAGCUUCCCAUCGUAGAAACUCUGGGCUGCUGUAACGUCAUCUGCUCAGACAAAACGGGAACUCUGACCAAGAACGAGAUGACCGUCACUCAGCUGUUCACGUCGGAUGGACUCCACGCUGAGGUGACGGGCGUCGGCUACAACGGAGCAGGAGAGGUUUUAGUGGACGGAGAGAUGAUCCACGGCUUCUCCUGCCCGUCCAUCAGCAAGAUCGUGGAGGUUGGCUGUGUGUGUAACGACUCAGUCAUCAGGAAUCAAAAUCUGCUGGGACGCCCGACGGAGGGAGCGCUCAUCGCCCUCGCCAUGAAGAUGGGGCUGGAGAGCCUGCAGCAGGAGUACGUCCGUCUGGAGGAGCAUCCCUUCUCGUCGGAGCAGAAGUGGAUGUCUGUGCGCUGCGUUCACCGCACCCUGCAGGAUAAGCCUGGAGUGUACUUCAUGAAAGGAGCUUAUGAGCAGGUGAUCCGUCUCUGCAGCUCCUACAACAGCAGAGGCUCCACACUGUCCCUGAACCACCAGCAGAGGGAGCUGUACCAGCAGCAGAUCAGCUACAUGGGCAGCGGCGGUCUCAGAGUGCUGGCGUUUGCGUCGGGCUCUGAGAUGGGGAGCUUGACCUUCCUGGGUCUGGUGGGCAUCAUCGACCCCCCGAGGUCGGGGGUCAAAGAAGCCGUGGGGAAGCUCAUCAACUCCGGAGUCGCCAUCAAGAUGAUCACCGGAGACUCGCAGGAGACGGCCGUGUCCAUCGCCAGUCGUCUCGGCCUGUACUCUAAAGGCUGCCAGUGUUUGUCUGGAGACGAGGUGGAUCAUCUGGACCUGCAGCAGCUCUCGCACGUCGUCCCCAGAAUCGCCGUGUUUUAUCGAGCCAGUCCCCGACACAAGCUGAAGAUCGUCAAGUCCCUCCAGAACAUCGGCGCCGUGGUGGCCAUGACGGGCGACGGGGUGAACGACGCCGUGGCUCUGAAGGCCGCCGACAUCGGCGUGGCGAUGGGCCAGACGGGCACCGACGUCUGCAAGGAGGCGGCCGACAUGAUCCUGGUGGACGACGACUUCCAGACCAUCAUGUCGGCCAUCGAGGAAGGAAAAGGAAUUUACAACAACAUUAAAAACUUUGUCCGCUUCCAGCUGAGCACGAGUAUUGCAGCUCUGACGCUCAUCUCCUUGGCAACGCUGAUGAACUUCCCCAACCCGCUGAACGCCAUGCAGAUCCUGUGGAUCAACAUCAUCAUGGACGGACCUCCCGCUCAGAGUUUGGGCGUGGAGCCCGUGGACCCGGACGUGAUCAGACAGCCCUCCUCGCAACGUGAGAGACAGCAUCAUCACCCGCAGUCCUGCUCGUCAAAGUCCUGGUGUCGGCGCUCGUCAUCGUCUGCGGGACUCUGUUCGUCUUCUGGAGAGAGUUGCAGGACAACGUGAUCACUCCUCGAGACAACCACCAUGACCUUCACCUGCUUGCGCUUCUUCUUCG